CGCUGAGAAUCGGGGUUGAAUGUUAAAAAGGGAGUGUGUCUAGGGAGACCCGUGGCUCCGAAGAAACGAAGUGAGGCGACGUGGAUCCCUGCCCUACACCCAGAGGACGAGGGAGGAGGGUGGAGGGCGGAGGGCCGAGGGCCAAGGGCCGGGGCUGCCAGCAACUGCUAGACGCUUUUCGGUGACGCAACCGCCACGCGCAGACGCACUGACGGGCCGCGGCCUCCACGUCUCAGGUUCCGCAAAGGCCUGUGGGAGCGACCCGGGAGAAGGAGGGCCAAGAUGGCGGAAGCGGCGGAGUCUCCAGGAGACCCGGGGACAGCAACGCCCAGGCCCCUGUUUGCAGGCCUUUCAGAUAUAUCUAUCUCACAAGACAUCCCUGUGGAAGGAGAAAUCACCAUUCCUGUGAGAUCUCGCAUUCGGGAAUUUGACAGCUCCACAUUAAAUGAAUCUGUUCAGAAUACCAUUAUGCGUGAUCUAAAAGCUGUUGGGAAAAAAUUCAUGCAUGUUCUGUACCCAAGGAAAAGUAAUACUCUUUUGAGAGAUUGGGAUUUAUGGGGCCCUUUGAUCCUUUGUGUGACACUUGCAUUAAUGCUACAGAGAGGCUCUGUAGAUAGCGAAAAAGAUGGAGGGCCCCAGUUUGCAGAAGUGUUUGUCAUUGUCUGGUUUGGUGCAGUUACCAUCACCCUGAACUCAAAACUUCUUGGAGGAAACAUAUCUUUUUUUCAGAGCCUCUGUGUGCUGGGUUACUGUAUACUUCCCCUGACGGUGGCAAUGCUGGUUUGCCGGCUGGUACUUUUGGCUGAACCAGGACCAAUAAACUUCAUGGUCCGGCUUUUUGUGGUGAUCGUGAUGUUUGCCUGGUCUAUAGUAGCCUCUACAGCUUUUCUUGCUGAUAGCCAGCCUCCAAAUCGCAAAGCCCUUGCUGUUUAUCCUGUUUUCUUGUUUUAUUUUGUCAUCAGUUGGAUGAUUCUCACCUUCACUCCUCAGUAAACCAGGAAAUGGAAAUUAAAAACCAGAGAAUUCAGAGCUCAUCUCAAAAGAUGCAAUUCACCAUGAAGCUUUGCCUCUGGCCCUCUUUUGUCUCAUUUUGGAGGUAUUUGGUAACUGGGUAUGUAAGGAGAUUAAAAGGGAGCCAUAAAGCACCGUCACCAUUUAUGUAAGGAAGUGAUGUUUGAAAGGCUGUCCUUUCCCUCUUAAUGUUAUAUCUUUAAAAUACGUGUGCAUAGCACACACAGUAUAAUGCCUCCUUAAGGCAUGAUGGGGUCACUGUGGUCCAUUUGGGUGACAACCAAUGACUCGGAAAGCACAUGGGUACAUCCUGCAAGUUGAAUAGAGUUGGUAACUAUAUUUUCAGUUUUGAGGAUACCAGUUCAGGUGCAGCUCUUAAACAUAUUGCCUUAUGACUAUUAGAAUAUGCCUCUUUUUUCAUAAAUAAGAAGGGAUAAUCUAUUUUAUUUCUCUUAAAAAAGACAAUGACAGAGGUUGGGAAGAGGGUUCAUAGAUGUGGGAGGAGAAAACAUGCACUAACCAAAAUUCAGAUUUUCAUUAGGGAAAAUUCUGCACUUGUUGCUUUAAAAAAAAAAGACAUCUAAAACAUAGGGUUUUUUUUUAGUCUUUCUGUAUAGUCACCUUUCUGCCAUGCUUGAUAGCAGCUCAGUGACACUCUAAUUUUUAACAUUACUCCCCAGUUCUGCAUAUGUAAGCUAAGAUGUUAUCAGUCAACAUGUAAUUCUCCUUUGACUGAAGCUCUCAGUGGACCAAUGCUUGAACUUAUCCAAGUAGAAGACCUCAGAAAUUUAGAUGGUAUGUCCCUAAUACAUAUUAUUAUGUGGGCACCUUCUCUUAAAGGUAGAAUGAGGUAGUUUGGAUACAGCAUAGCUAUAAGGAGUUUCUUGAUAUUCUGUGCAGUCUGGCCUCUAACUAGAAAGUAAAGCUAAAUCAAAGGCUGCAUUUAACCAUGUGAACAUGGAGGGAUUUAGUGUUCUGAUGGCUGAUUCAUAGAACAACUAUGCUUAGAGCAUGACAGGAUGAGUUGAGUUUACAGUUGCCACUUUUUCAUAGUGGGCUUAGCAGUUUUUUCAUUAGGUAUUUUUUUGGGGUUAGGGAAUACCAAUUUAUUUUCUUGGUUUUAGACUUUAUUUGUAAAGCCAAUUAGCUCUCCUUCAGACAAGUACUUUUUUGCACAUGUGCACCUACUUGUAUUCUCAGCUAUUUAUGCACAUAAGUGUGAAGGUUUUUCAGGGAGCAGAGUGUCUGGGACAGGCUGAUUCUGAACUAAUCAGGGCUUCUUUAAGGUAAUAUGAGCUGCUGCCUUCUAUAAAUUGUGCAGUGAAAAACUCUUAAUAGACAAAGAUGAGGAGUCAGGCAGAAAACAUUCAUUGUAAAUAUAUAGUUACUUAUAAAGAUAGGAAUUUCUUAUUCCACAUUUUUUUCUUUAUCAUAGAAUUUAAAUAUUUAUUCAUUGCUAUUUAAAGAUGACCUACACAUAGAUAUGUAAUUUUAAAAAUGUACUUUCUCCAUCCCCAGAUUAACCAAGUGAACAAUACUAGGGCAAAUGAGUCCUUGGAGUGAUAUUCAGUUAUAGAGCAUUACAAAGUUGGUUCCCUCUGUCCCAGCCUUGUCCAGAUAUUUUGGUUAUGUAUUUGUAUUUGUUUCAAUUUCCCUUUUAAAUUUUAAAAUAGACCCUGUUAGGACAAAGCCAAUGUUUGUGUUGAAUUGAUAAAGAAAAUAUUUUGAAACUGGUUCUAAUUUUGAAAUUGGUCCUAAAUUAUCAUCCAUUUCCAUUGUCUGAAAUUUUCUAGCUUCCCACUAAAAACAUGUCUCUUUCAAAGUUGUUUUGUAAUCUAUCCCAAUGAUUAUAAUGUAAAAUUAAGGAAAUAAUCAUGCUUCUCAAAAAGGAAUUAAAUCUUUACUGAAUUUUACUCAGGCUAAAUAUUUGGUCAGAAAUUCCUAAGGCUACAACUUUGGUGGGGUUUGUGGGGGGGGGUGUAGGAUGGGAGAAGGGUGUUAUACAUAUUGGAUAUUAAGGCAACUUGGUCUGUGUUUUAAUCUAUUGCUUUUGGGUGAUUCAGGGAAUGGUUUUAUUUGAUUUAAAUGAAGGCGGGUAAAGUGGAAAUUUAAUUAUCUUUCUGAAAAUGAGUGGUCAGUUUGAGGGUAUAAAUAAAUAUUUUUUUAAUAUAUGCAAUAAAGUGCAUUGCUUUCUGUCACAGAAGACCUGUAUCGAAGUUGUAACCCUUAACACAACUUUCCCUGAUUCGCUGAAGAGGCACAUGGCUAAUUAUAGAAAGGAAGACUAGAAGGGAAGGGGACUCUAACAAAGGAAACCCUGUUCCAGGAAUUGGAAGGUUUCAUGCUUUAGAUGAAAUUCAAGCGUGUGAGCAUCAUUGCCUAAUGUGGUGCAUUACUGCCAUCGUGGCUUAUUACUUGCUGCUCUUACUUCUGAGACUGAGACUCCGUUGUCAUAUUCUUUAGCAAUAGGAAAGGUGAAGACUGGAUUUAAUUGCUGUUCAGAUUAUAAAAACUCAAUCGAUGUGAACAUCUUUGUGCAGUGUAGUCUUAAAAGUCAAUCGUUAAUCAACAAGUCUUUUGCCUCUUAAGUGGCUUAUUACAUGAAUUGAGUUGAAUCUUUUCAUUGUGGUGGGGAUUUUCUUUUGGGCAAGGUGAGGGGCAUUUUACUGUUUACUCUAUUUGUCUUUUUAUAAAGGGCCCCCCAAAAUGUGAUUAGAAGGCUAACAAGCCUGUAUUUGAAGGUUUAAUUAUGUACAUUAUAUAAUCUAAGUACUUACUGUAUUUGGGCUUCCUGUUUAUUGCUGGAGAUGAAAAUGAAAAUCUCCCAUCAUUUCAAAUUCUUGGGUAACAUCAAGUCAUUGGAAUUUAUCUAAUGCCUAUCAUGAUAUGAUCAGACAUCCGUUGCAUGCACUUGUUUUAUUCCAGAGUUAAGAUACUGAAAUUGUGAUUCUUAAUUAAACUGUUCAUUUCUGAGACAAUUUGGAUAGAAAUAAAUGUGUGAAUGUUAAUGCAAAUAUGUAAAUUAGAAAUACUUUUCUAGAUUCUGUGGGCUUUUAUUAAAAAUAAAAAAUUUCUAGGGAUUUACUUAUAUUAGGUCAUAGGAUGGCUAAAUAAUAAUAAUGUGACAAUAAUAUUACUACUAAUAAUAGCUUACAUUUAUUGGGCACUUACUGUGUGCCAGACACUGUUCUAUUUUUUUAAGAAUUUUUUUAUAACAGCUUUAUUGGGAUACACGUUACCAUAAAAUUCACCCUUUUAAAGUAAUGUACAGUUCAGUGAUUUUUCAGUAUAUUCACAUAAUUGUGCAACUAUCACCACUAUCUCAUUUUAGAACAUUCCUUUCCACAAAGAAACCCCAUAUUCAUUAGCAGUCACCCCCUUUUUAACCUUUUCCUCAGCCCCUGGCAACCAUCAAUCUGCUUUCUGUUUAUAUUGAUUUGGCCAGGCACUAUUCUUAAGUGCUCUCAUGCAUCUCCUCCAAUCUUCAACAUAAAGUGGUACGGUCCUCAUUUUACUGGUAGAAAAUUGAGGCACAGUAAGAUUAAUUGUCCAGGGUCACACAGCAAAUUGAGUUAAACUAGGAAAACACAUUAGUUGAGAUCAUAGUAGGACACAGUUUUGAAUUGCAUUGUUAUGCACAUGAAAUGAAUAUACCCCCUCCCCAGGGUAUGUUCCCUGUUAUUAGCCUUUACAACGUACAGCUCACUGGAGGUCAAUAACUUGUUCUUUUUUCCUGAGUACUAGAGCAGUGUAUUAGCACCAUCUGAGAAAAACACGAGAGCAGUUGCACAUUGGGAACAGUUAGGUUUGCUGUCCUCACUCCUCCUUGAGCCCCUUUUCUUUCCCCUCCCCUCACCACCAGACACAUACACCCUUCCCCUUUUUCUCAGUCUUAAGAAUCAAGCAGCUUCUGCCUCUUUCAUUUUAAUUCUCCCACAGGGAUGGUUAACACAUCAAAAUGUAACGUGUCUGUUCAGGUGUUUAUAGUCAAGGGAUGCCUCUGGUCACAUGUAGUACCAGCUAUAUUCCUAAGACCUCAGAGAGCAGUAGUGUGAGAAUAGAACACCUUUCUAUUUUAGUUAAACUAGGUGGGGGGAAGAAAUGACACAGUAAAUAAAGGCUUUGCCCUAAUGAAGUCAGUGUUCCAGCCUGGUAGGAGGUGGCCACACGCUGCUCUUGUUCACUCUGUUCUCUUUUAGAGCCUUUGUGCUCUGCACCAUCACUGCUGGUAAUUUCUCGGUCCUCUUCGAUACUCUGUUUUAAUCCUGAUCUUUCCUAUAAAUAAAGAGCCUGUGAAGAGAAUAAAUCUGUAAAAUGAUUUGUGAAUAUUAAAUGUGCAAAUAAAAAUCACUGGAAAAGGAGAA
Hippopotamus amphibius kiboko is the source of this 5375-nucleotide messenger RNA. It is a transcript of the gene YIPF6, whose product is annotated as Yip1 domain family member 6. The transcript has 7 exons. Gene Ontology annotation, biological process: endoplasmic reticulum to Golgi vesicle-mediated transport. NCBI's taxonomy places the organism in Eukaryota, Metazoa, Chordata, Mammalia, Artiodactyla, Hippopotamidae. Gene Ontology annotation, cellular component: membrane; trans-Golgi network. Bases 283 to 993 code for a protein of 236 amino acids. The record is from RefSeq and is a predicted model, not a curated record.